AUGCAGCAAUUUAGAGCUCUGUCCGGUCACCGUUUUGGUCACGUCUAUCCCGGAAAGUACCAACAACCCACAAUCUAUCGAAAGGACUAUUAUCUGUCUCAUUAUUACGACCGUCCGAGUCAUGACCUUGAUCCUGAGAAGUAUCUUCAACUCGAAACAGAGUACAGAGAACGCUCGCCUAUAUUGAACGUAAUCAUAUCACAUCCUGGCUUCGUUCCGCCGACGGGCUAUGCUGCCGCCCACUCAGAGAAUUCCUUCCAUCAUGCUCCCACUGAAGAUGAAGAUUGGAGCAACAUGUCAUCCAAAGAGGCACAUGACGCUCCGAAGAGAACGCUUGGAGUAGAGUCUAAGUUCGUCCCCGCUAUUCUUCUGCUGGCUUACAGUUUUACAGAAGACAGGAGUAUGAAUGACAUCGGAACAGAGGGGCGACAUAUCCCUCCCACGUCGAGUACGGAUCUGCUAGACAAUCUUCCUAAGGUGAACAAUCCUGUCGGCCAUGGCUAUAGGGGUUUGCAUGAGACUCCACCUCUUAGAUUAGCGUGA
Coprinopsis cinerea okayama7#130 is the source of this 543-nucleotide messenger RNA. RefSeq lists its product as hypothetical. The record is from RefSeq and is a predicted model, not a curated record. NCBI's taxonomy places the organism in Eukaryota, Fungi, Basidiomycota, Agaricomycetes, Agaricales, Psathyrellaceae. The transcript has 6 exons. Bases 1 to 543 code for a protein of 180 amino acids.